AAGAAGGAAAAAUUCAGGAACCUUCUAAUAUGUGAUAUUGAGUAGUCUAAUUUAUAGUUUAUUAAUUGUUUUAGGUAUUUGAAAGUGUUAUUAGUUGGGUAAAAUAUGAUUUGGGUUCAAGACAAUGUGUUUUAUCUCAAUUAAUGCAACAUGUGCGGUUACCAUUAACAUCGAAGGAUUACAUAUUAAAAAAAGUAGCUGAAGAACCUCUUAUAAAGAAUUGUUUAAAAUGUUAUCAUUAUGUAUUGGAGGCAUUAAAUACACUCAAAUCAGAAUACCAUAUUCCACAAUGCAUCCAGGAUAAACCCAGACACGGGGAAAAAGUAUAAUUCUGUAUAAUUUAU
Messenger RNA from Acyrthosiphon pisum (pea aphid), 344 nucleotides. Its product is annotated as kelch-like protein 3. Bases 144 to 329 code for a protein of 61 amino acids. Lineage: Eukaryota; Metazoa; Arthropoda; Insecta; Hemiptera; Aphididae. The transcript is spliced from 2 exons. The record is from RefSeq and is a predicted model, not a curated record.